GAUUCCAUCCCUACCUUCAUUGCGAUUCCAAUCAUCGGGAUCUACUCGAUCGUUAGGAAGAAUGACAGAUGGUGUGGUCCCAAGUGAUUUUAUAAAAGAUAAUCGAGUUGGGGAAAAUAGUGGGGUAGUUGAUAAUGAGGUUGAAGGUGAAAUUUCUAAAGAUGAUGAGCUUGAUGAUGAUGUACUUGAUGCAUACCUAGCUAGUGUCGAACAACAAGUUCUGCCUGCUGAGAAUUUAGGUGAAGAUGAGAUUUUGGGUGAUGGAUCAGAUGGGGACAAUGGGGAGGACAGUGAUGAUUCUGAAUUGGAGAGUGGUGAGGAAGAUGAUGAAUAUAGUGAGGUUGAUGAAGAUACUGUAAAUGAGGUUGGUCUAGAUAAUGAUGUCGUUCUAGAUGAUGAACAUGGAAGUGAUAGUGAUGACCCUGAUUUUGAAGUAGGCUAUGUUAGUGAUGAGUUACAUAGUGUGCAUUCUUCUGAUGAUGAGAUUGGGCAGAGACGUGAUAGAAGGAAAAUGCCAGAGUUUAAUACAAAUACUGAGAUGCAUGAUGUAGUGUUUGAGUUAGGGAUGAUCUUCACUUCCUUAGAUGAAUUUAAGCAAGCAAUCAUGGACUAUGCAGUGGCUAAUGGAAGAGAGAUUAGAGUUGAUAGAAAUGACAAGAAAAGAUGCCAAGUGAAGUGCAAGGAGGGUUGUCCAUUUAGAAUUUGGUGCUCCAAGAUUGGUGGUGAAGAGACAUACCAAAUUAAAACCUUUGUCAACAGGCACAACUGCAGUAGGACAUUUAUAGUCAAACAAGCUUCAACUAGAUGGUUGGCUGGAAAAAUUUUACCAAAGGUUAGGGGUGAACCAAGGGUCAAAAGCAUUGAUCUUGUUCUCUGGAUCAAAGACAAUCUGUCCAUCCAGGUUAAUAGAACACAUGCAUUUAGGGCUAAGAGAAUUGCACAAGAGAUGAUUGAUGGUACACAUAAAGAGCAGUAUCUGAGGCUUAGGGAUUAUGGUUCUGAGGUCCAUAGAAGCAAUCCUGGGAGUUCUUGCUUUCUGAACAUUGUUGACAGACCAACUCCAGACACACCAGCAGUUUUCAAAAGAAUUUAUAUCUGCCUUGAUGCUUUAAAAAGGGGUUUCAGGGCUGGGUGUAGGCCACUCAUUGGCCUUGAUGGUUGCUUUCUGAAGGGUAUGUAUGGGGGACAUUUAUUGACAGCAGUUAGCCAGGAUGGGAAUAAUGUCAUAUUUCCUAUUGCUUGGGCAGUUGUUGGUAAGGAAGAUGGUGAAUCAUGGACAUGGUUUUUGAAUAGAUUAAUUGAAGACAUUGGACCUGUGGAAGAGAACAGAUGGUCAUUCAUGUCUGAUAGACAGAAGGGAUUGGUGCCUGCUUUGCAAAGGUUAGGAGCUCGAAUUGAACAUAGAUUCUGUGUCAGACAUAUAUACAACAACUUCUCAAAGAGGUUUAAGGGGUUGCAGUAUAAGAGGCAACUCUACAAGUGUGCAAAAGCAACAACACACCAAGAAUUCCAAUUGGAGAUAGAAAAGAUGAGGAACUUGAAUGAAGCUGCUUAUAUUUGGUUGCAUGAUAUCACACCCAAUGUAUGGUGUAAAGCAUUCUUCAUGACACACUCAAAGAAUGAUGCAAUCCUUAACAACAUGUCAGAAAGUUACAAUGCUAAGAUCUUAGAAUAUAGAGACAAGCCCAUCAUAACAUUGUUGGAGGAAUUGAGGUUAGAAGCAAUGAAUAGGCAUGUCAAAUUGAGGAGGAAGAUGAGUAGAUACCAUGGAAGGAUAGUGCCAAAGGUUGCUGCUAAGCUUGAAAUUGAGAGGGCAAGUAGUGCUUACUGGACAGCACACUGGCCUGGGGACAAUGACCAUUCUGUCUUCCAAGUGACCAAGAGACCUGAUCAGUUUGUUGUUAAUCUUAGGGAUAGGUCAUGCUCUUGGAGGGUCUUUGACCUUACUGGCAUACCUUGUUGUCAUGCCAUGGCUGCAAUAGGGUAUGUCCAACGUCAAGCAGAGGACUUUGUGAAUGACUGUUACACCAAGGAAGCAUAUAUGAGUGCAUAUGAAUUUUCUGUGAUGCCAACCAAUGGAACAACACUGUGGCCAAGGGUUGGAGGUGAUCCAAUUCUGCCUCCCAAACAUAGCAAUGCACCUGGGAGGGCAAAGAAGAGGAGAAGAAGGGACACUGAUGAGCCAAUAACACCAAGCAACUUGAGAAGAAGAUAUCCAGUUGUCAAAUGCACUAAAUGUGGAGUGCAGGGGCAUAAUCGAAGGACUUGUAAUGGACCAGAUAGGAGGGAGCAAACCAAUGCACAUACACAGUCCUCGCAAACACCAGUUGGCAGAGGAGCAUCAACCUCACACCCUCUAGGUCCAACAAGAUGUGCACCUGUGCGGAACAAGCUUUGGGCAAGGAGGGCAGUAUCACAACAUACACUACAAGCUGCAACGUCAACUUCCAGAUAUUCAUCAAUUGUUACUGCAGCUCAAGAAGGGAGUAGUCCUUCAGGCAACAAUGCAGCAAACAAUGCAGAUCACAAUGAUUGGAGUUGGGCAUGAAGGUGGAAGUUCUUCAUUUUAUUUGCUACUUGUUAAUAUGGGAACUUUAAGUACUAUUAUGCUAAUGCGUUUGAGGACUUGUAUGUUCCAUUCCUGAAGAUUUGACAAGCAUCUACUUUUGUUUGGGACUAACUAUUA
Tripterygium wilfordii is the source of this 2686-nucleotide messenger RNA. RefSeq lists its product as uncharacterized. Bases 62 to 2548 code for a protein of 828 amino acids. The record is from RefSeq and is a predicted model, not a curated record. NCBI's taxonomy places the organism in Eukaryota, Viridiplantae, Streptophyta, Magnoliopsida, Celastrales, Celastraceae. Gene Ontology annotation, molecular function: nucleic acid binding; zinc ion binding. The transcript is spliced from 3 exons.